UCUUCAAUCUUCAUCUCACUUUCUUCACAGUCGCAAACCCAUCAUCAUCAUCAUCAACAACCCUCGAAAUGGAUCCGGAUCAACCCCAAAACUCUGGAAUCAAAAUCUACAACAACGCCGUGUACGGCGACCCACCCGACCCCGACCCCGAGGACCAGGCCAAGCCCAAGUCCGCCUCCUCCUCCUCCUGCAUCGGCUCCAACCCCAGUAAGCCACCUUCUUCAUCCCUCCCUCUCGUCCGCCUCAACCACGACCAACUCCACGGCCGCAAACGACGUGCCGUCGCCAAAGGCGUCCAGAAAACCAUCUCCAAAACCUCUAUGCUCGUCAACUUCCUCCCCACCGGAACCCUCCUCACUUUCGAGAUGGUCCUCCCCGCCAUCUACCGCAACGGCGAAUGCACCACCGUCACUACCACCAUGACUCACGUCCUCCUAGGGAUCUGCUCCCUCUCCUGCUUCUUCUUCCACUUCACCGACAGUUUUAAAGGCGCCGAUGGGAAGAUGUACUACGGCUUCGUGACGCCUAAGGGGUUGGCGGUUUUCAAGCCGGGGCUGACGGUGGACGUGCCUAAGGAUGAGAGGUAUAGGGUGGGGCUGACGGACUUUGUUCAUGCCAUAAUGUCAGUGAUGGUGUUCAUGGCGAUUGCGUUUUCGGAUCGGCGUGUGACGGAGUGUAUGUUUCCCGGGCACGAGAAGGACAUGGAUGAGGUCAUGGAGAGUUUCCCGCUGAUGGUGGGAAUUGUUUGCAGUGGCUUGUUUCUUGUGUUUCCGAAUUCUCGCCAUGGGAUUGGCUGCAUGGCCGCAUGAAAACUAAUUAGAUUGUUAAUUAAUUUAGUUUCUAAGUAUUGAAUAGGGUUUGUUUUGAUUGCAAUAAUGUUGUAUUUGUGGUAGGGUUUGAGAAGGUGUUUGUAGUGAUGUUGUUGUAAUUUGUUCAAACUGUUUGUUACUUCUUUUGUAACUGACCUUAGUGACGAAGAUGA
Molecule: messenger RNA, 982 nt
Organism: Rosa rugosa (rugosa rose)
Lineage: Eukaryota; Viridiplantae; Streptophyta; Magnoliopsida; Rosales; Rosaceae
Product: protein DMP8-like
Exons: 1
Coding region: 69-809 (246 amino acids)
Biological process (GO): endomembrane system organization
Source: RefSeq, a predicted model, not a curated record